This is a messenger RNA of Syngnathoides biaculeatus (alligator pipefish), 2618 nucleotides long. It is a transcript of the gene svopl, whose product is annotated as SVOP-like. Gene Ontology annotation, molecular function: transmembrane transporter activity. Gene Ontology annotation, cellular component: membrane. Gene Ontology annotation, biological process: transmembrane transport. The record is from RefSeq and is a predicted model, not a curated record. The coding region runs from base 343 to 1812 and encodes 489 amino acids. NCBI's taxonomy places the organism in Eukaryota, Metazoa, Chordata, Actinopteri, Syngnathiformes, Syngnathidae. The transcript has 17 exons.
GGAUUUGUCGGAUGAGAAGGGAAACUUCUUGGAACAAGCAGAAGAGUCCAGCUGCGAUCGAUUCAAUGUCCUGAGCUGGACCAUUGAGAAUAUUAUUCAAAGUCUUGGAAUGGAAAAGCGGAUUUGUCGAACGCUCAAAUGAUUUCCCCUGAUCGCGUCUCGACUUCCGGAAACACCUUGACGUAGACCCGCCCCGUCCGGAUCGGCUUUUCUUCCGGGUUUACCUGAGCGACGAAACGAAUCGACAAGACCGAAGAGACGAGCGGAGGACCCGGGAGGACCUGUGUCAAAUAUCUCAACGCGGAGCUGCGAUUGCAGGCGAGCGCCCGACGACGGCCGGGAAUGGCUGAAAGCAUGAAAACCGAGCUGGUCAGCGCCAUCUACCUGCAGGAGGCAGAACAGUCUGAGCUGCAAGACGUGGAAAAAGAACAAACGUACACGGUGGAGGAAGCGGUGGAGCACAUCGGAUUCGGGAGGUUCCACGUCUUGCUCUUUGCCAUCAUGGGAAGCUCCAACAUUGUGGAGGCCAUGGAGAUCAUGUUGCUGGCGGUGGCGUCUCCCGAGAUUCGCUGCGAGUGGCGUCUGGACGACUGGCAGGUGGCCUCGGUGUCGACGAUGGUGUUCUUCGGCUUCAUGGUGUGCGGCGUGCUCGGCGGCUACGUGGCAGACAAAUACGGCCGCUGGAAGGUGGUUUACGGAGGUUUCGCGUGGAGCGCCUACUUCUCGCUGCUCACCUCCUUGGCGCCGACCUACUCUUGGUUCAUCUUCCUGCGCAGCAUGGUGGGCUGCGGCGUGGCAGGAGUCUCGCAGGGGUACGUGCUGAAGACGGAGUUCAUCCCAGCCAAGUAUCGGGCCGUCCUGCUGCCCUUGGCCGCAAUCUUCUGGAUGUGCGGGUCUAUGCUGAUCAUCGUGCUGGGAUUGCUGGUGGUUCCUACGCUGGGCUGGAGGUGGAUGAUCCGGAUCUCCGUGGCCCCGAGUGUCAUCCUCCUCUACCUCUUUAAGUUCAUUCCCGAGUCGGCGCGCUUCAACGUGUCUGCGGGGAACACCGCGGCCGCCGUGGACACGCUCAAGUGGAUCGCAGAGAUGAACAAGGCGUCUCUGCCGCCCGGACGUCUGGUGGAGACGCCCGUGAAGGAGAGAGGAAGCUGGAGGGUUCUGCUCAACUCCACCUUCCGGAGGACGUCCUUGCUGCUUUGGUACUCGUGGUUCGUGGCGUCCUUCGCGUAUUACGGCUCGGUCCUGAGCAGCUCGGAGCUUCUGGAGAAGAAUUUGUUGUGCGUGACCGACGGGGACCGAGCGCAUCAGGUCAAACACCGCCUUGAGGGCGGGCAGUGUUACUGCGUCCCCUUCGCAUCCAGCGACUACCAGACGCUCCUCAUCAGCUGCCUGGGCGAGGUUUCACUCAUCCCAGUCAACAUCCUCCUCCUGAACAUAUUGGGUCGGCGGCAGACUUUGAUGGUGUUGCAGGCAGUGUCGGCCUCCUUCUUCCUGAUGCUGAAUAUCUGCACGAGCAUGUUCGGAUUCACGCUUCUUUUGUUCCUGCUGCGCUCUAUGGUCUCCAUGAACUUCACGGCGGUUUACAUCUACACGGCAGAGGUGUACCCGACCGUAUCUCGUUCGCUCGGCAUGGGUUUUUGUACGUCGGUGAGCCGCCUUGGCGGAAUGAUUGCUCCCUUUAUUGCACAGGUGCUCAUGUCACAGUCGGUGAUUCUGGCACUGAGUCCGUUCAGCUUUGCGUGUGCGCUGUGCGCCGUGGGGAGCUUCCUGUUGCCCAUUGAAACAAAAGGUCGAGCGCUGCUGCAAAUAGCCUGAUGAUUCCCUCUGGCGCGUCUGCCUCACGCCGAAGUUCUCGCUUGGCUUGGACUUUGACCCCCCCACCCCCCACCCCCAUUCCAAAUACACGCGCCAGCUUGGUUGACCCGGGAAUCGACGGCUGCCGCAAAUGCCCGUUGGACACCGGCCGGCGACCAAUCUGUCGAGAUUUGCCGACCAAGAUGGACGAAUUCUCCUAGUUGCAACCGUUGACAUCAAAUAUUAGUAAUGGCUGCAUUUGCACGGAAUGGUGCGUAAAUAUCACCGAUGCCUCUUUCCUGUACAGCUUUUUCAAAUUCAAAGGUACCUUUAAUGGGCAUGAGCGUGAAGAAGGAGUUUUGAAUGUAUUUUGUGAUUGUGGCGAAUGAUCUGACCUGUGAACUCUGAACUCUCCAUUCCUGCUUUGAAGGCAGCCUCCAAACAAGCAAGUGGUUCCUCUUCAACUCAAUCUUUUGAACUAACCCCACAGAUCCUUUUUUUUCCGUGCUGACCAUCAAUUUUGAAAUACAGAAGAAAAAAAAAAAAGAUAGUAAAGCGAUGUUGGAAGUAUUUUGGCGUAUGCGAGUGAGCCAUUGAUGUUUUUGCACUUUUUGGGUUGCUCUCCUUUUGAAGUGCAUCCAUUGACUUCCGUGCGUUUACGGGCCGGUUCGCCACAUCCGAUUUGGCGGAGCCGCUGCUCUCUUAUCGGACCUCGACCUGCUCGAGACGGGCUCGGCGAUGCGUCAUUUUGUGUGUGGUUGCAACCCUCCCAAAAGGUGACAAUGUGCGUUCAACUAUUAAAUACAUUUAACUUUUUAUUCUGAAAC